Messenger RNA from Xylaria bambusicola, 1359 nucleotides. Its product is annotated as S-adenosyl-L-methionine-dependent methyltransferase. Bases 346 to 1197 code for a protein of 283 amino acids. Gene Ontology annotation, molecular function: S-adenosylmethionine-dependent methyltransferase activity. Lineage: Eukaryota; Fungi; Ascomycota; Sordariomycetes; Xylariales; Xylariaceae. The transcript has a single exon. The record is from RefSeq and is a predicted model, not a curated record.
GAGGUGAACAGAGGUCAAGACCGAGAAGUUUCCGAUUGCCCUUUGACAGAAGGAUGAAGGUGCCGGAGAGGGAUGCCUAAUAUGAAGCCACUCGGUAGCCGAGUCUUAUAUACGUGACACCCGUGAAUAGCGAAUCAGCUUGACCGGUAAUGGGGUAUCUAGAAUAAGAAUAAUAUUUAGUCUCCUCUGUGCAUUCCUCAUAGUUCCACCUGCUUGCAAUUAACCAAGUACCUGCAGUAAACUUUGGUUACAAACACCCCGCCAAUUCACAUCCCGUAUCCUGACAGGAUUAUCAUAGUAUACUAUUUAACUGUCAACACGAUCAAUACGUAUCUUAGCGCAACGAUGGAUUUGGAAGUGGACAAUUCCUUCAUUCCUAAACAAGCACGUAUCAAAAACGAGGAUUUUUACGGAGAACUUGCGACCAGUUUCACGAAAGUUUUCAUUGAGAGGGCAUUGGACUUCAUACCUCCCCUUGUCGACUCAUCGGUCAUCCAUGACAACGGGUGCGGGACAGGUGUCGUGACUCAAUCUAUUCUGUCCCGCCCCUCAACUGGCAAGGUCACGAUUAAGGCAAAUGACUUGAUGCAAGGCUACGUGGACUUCUACUCCGCCGAACUCAAGGCCAAUCAAUGGCCCGCUGAAGUGUCACUGAUGCCAGCUGAGAAGCUAAGCUUUGUCGACAACACCUUUGACCUUUCAGUCGCCAACUUUGUCCUCUUCAUGACGGCGGAUGAUGGUGUCCCAGCUCUACGCGAGAUGUAUCGGGUACUGAAACAAGGCGGGGCCGCAGUGUUUACCGCCUGGCAGUACUUCCCGGCUAUGUCGGGAAUAGAACGAGCUAAUGAUGAAACCCGGGGAGAUGAUGGUGCAAAGAUACGAAGUCUCCCGGAGGACUGGAAGAAACCGUCGUUUCUAGCGAGUCGAGCUGAACUGGGGGGGUUUGACCAAGACAAGAUCACGGUUCACACAUUGCAACAGCAGGUCCCUGUCGGAGACCUUGGCAGUUUUGCAAGGACCUCGUGGAGCUGGUUAGGACGUCCGGAGGAAGGAUGGUGUUCGGAUGAUGAAGAAAAUUGGGAGUCCGCAGUCGCGGUGAUUGAGCAAGAAUGGAAGAAGAGCCCUGGGUUCGAGCAACUGGACGAUGGAAGUUGGGUUAUGAAUUGUACUGCGUGUGUUGCUAUCGCAAUCAAGUAGCUUCCUUAACUUAGCUGUUUUCACCAUAGAAAAGCCAGAAGAAAUAACGACGGAGUCAGAUGGUACGCGGACACCAGAUUCGGUAGUCUGUCUUUCAGGCAGAGAAUUUGAGCUUCGAGACGUGCGUUCUGAUCUCGGCUCGGGCAAUAACUUCGAGGGAAA